Euleptes europaea (tarantolino) is the source of this 1041-nucleotide messenger RNA. RefSeq names its product zinc finger protein 501-like. Gene Ontology annotation, biological process: regulation of transcription by RNA polymerase II. NCBI's taxonomy places the organism in Eukaryota, Metazoa, Chordata, Lepidosauria, Squamata, Sphaerodactylidae. The record is from RefSeq and is a predicted model, not a curated record. The transcript has 6 exons. The coding region runs from base 1 to 1041 and encodes 346 amino acids. Gene Ontology annotation, molecular function: DNA-binding transcription factor activity, RNA polymerase II-specific; RNA polymerase II cis-regulatory region sequence-specific DNA binding.
AUGAAGAUCUGCAGGUGGAAGCAGCGAAAUCUGGGGAUCAAGUGGUACCAAAGCGGGACCACAGAAGGAAAUGGGAACUACCUAUUUGAACAUCAAAGUGUGCACACAGGGGAAAAGCCAUAUAAAUGCUUGGAGUGUGGAAAGUGCUUCUCUCAAAAUAGCAACCUAAUUACACACCAAAGGGUGCACACAGGGGAGAAGCCAUAUAAAUGCUUGGACUGUGGCAAGUGCUUCUCUCGGAAUGACUCCCUAACUGCACAUCAAAGGGUUCACACAGGGGAGAAGCCAUAUAAAUGCUUGGAGUGUGGAAAGUGCUUCUCUCAGAAUCACACCCUAACUAAACAUCAAAGGGUUCACACAGGGGAGAAGCCAUAUAAAUGCUUGGACUGUGAAAAGUGCUUCUCUCAAAAUAGCAGCCUAAUUUCACAUCAAAGGGUUCACACAGGGGAGAAGCCAUAUAAAUGCUUGGAAUGUGGAAAGUGCUUCUCUCAAAAUAGCAACCUAAUUACACAUAAAAAGAUUCACACGGGGGAGAAGCCAUAUAAAUGCUUGGAAUGUGGAAAUUGCUUCUCUCAAAAUAGCAACCUAAUUUCACAUAAAAAGGUUCACACAGGAGAGAAGCCACAUAAAUGCUUGGAAUGUGGAAAAAGAUCAGCUCCAUUUAAAACUGCGAAGGGCUGUGCCAAAAUCGAAAGAGACUUUGUCAAGUUUUAUGGGCAGCGGUUCAGUGUGGCCAAUAUUUCCAGCGUGGAGGAGUGUAUCGAUUUAAUCACCAAGGAGCAGUUUUGCCAAGCCAUGAACGAUGAGCUGGAGGAAGAAUUUGGCUCUUGCUCUGCAGGAGAGAGAUCCCCAGUGUCCUCUGAGGAGGUAGCAGUGUUCUUCACAGGGGAGGAAUGGACUCUCCUGGAUUCAAGCCAAAGAAAACUCUUCUGGGAAGUAAUGAAAGAAAAUUACGAGACGGUGGCUUCUCUGGGUAAGGAUCUUUUCCCUUUUAUUCUGAGCACAGAAGAGAAGGGUGGCAUCUUCCUUUGGCCCUCUUGA